UCCAGACAUAGGCACGCGUGACUCAAGUAGCCUGCGCUAUAUCGGCCUAAUAUAGUUUUCUCAUACCCGCGUUCUAGGAUAAUUUAAAGUUGUUGGUUUUUUUACCCUUUGAUAAUAUGAAACAUAAGAGCUGGAUUUCCUCGAGGGCACCCAGCGUUCCCGAUGCUUUGCGAUGUAAAGAUCCGCGUUUCUGCAGUGUAAGGCAGCCAUGCCGGGAUGCAGUGCUGUCGGACAUCCAGGACUCCUGCAGCAGAAAUGGCACCGCUGAGCUGGAAAGAUGCACUGCUGUCAGCGUUAGACUACAAGACAGAGAAAUAUGUCAUCGCGAAGGAUAAGAAAGUUGGCCUACUGUACAGACUAAUCCAGCUGUUUCUAAUUGGCUAUAUUAUCGGAUGGGUGUUCCUAACGAAAAAAGGCUACCAAGAGACAGAAGAGUCUGUGGAGAGUUCUGUCAUCACCAAAGUAAAGGGAGUUGUCUUCACCAACACAACGGCGUCUGGUCCUCGGCUGUGGGGACCAGAAGACUAUGUCAUCCCACACCAAGGUGAAGGUGUCCUUUUCAUAACAACAAACUUUAUCGAAACACCAAACCAGAAAUUAGGAUACUGCGCUGAGAGCUUUAGGGUGCCUGAUGGCCGUUGUACGGAGAAUGGAGACUGUGCAGAGGGAAAGACAGUAGUGGCUGGCAAUGGAGUCAAGAGUGGACGCUGCUUGAGGAAGGAGCACAACUCCACUGGUACCUGUGAAAUAUAUGCCUGGUGCCCCAUCGAGAGGAGCCACCGGCCAUGUGUUCCUCUGUUAGGAAAAACUGAAAACUUCACAAUUUUCAUAAAGAACUUCAUCAGAUUUCCCAAGUUUGGCUUCUCAAAAUCAAACGUUUUGGAGACACCCAAGGACACGUACCUGAAAAGGUGUUCGUAUGAUGAGGUCACUGAUCCGUACUGCCCUAUAUUUCGCUUUGGUGACGUUGUCCGUAGAGCUGGACAUGAUUUCCAAGACAUGGCGCUGCUGGGCGGGUCGAUUGAGGUUCUGAUCGAAUGGUACUGUGACCUGGACAGAGGCUACUCCGCGUGUCACCCUCGCUACAGUUUCACACGGCUGGACAGCAGUGCAGCGGCCAACGUGGUCUCAGCAGGGUACAACUUCAGAUACGCCCACUAUUUCAAAAGCGCUAGCGGACAGGUCCAUAGAACCCUUUAUAAGGUGUACGGGAUUCGUCUAGACAUCUUGGUUUAUGGCAAGGCCGGAAAGUUCAAUAUAAUUCCUACAGUUAUUAACUUGGGCUCAGGAUUUGCACUAAUGGGGGCUGGGGCAUUUUUCUGUGACGUGGUACUUUUAUAUAUGAUGAAGAAGAGUACCCUGUACAGACAGAGGAAGUUUGAAACAGCAAACAGCUCUCUUCGCAGGCAUGAGAAGGUCAACAGAGAGGGUAUCAACGUAUCAUGGGAGACCCCGCAACAUCCAUCGGAGCUGGAUCAGCUCCCACAGCCAACACCUGAUCAGCCCGCAGCAGAAAAUCCCAGGUCUCCCUCGGCAACAGGAAAAGCCAUGUGACUGACAAAAAAAAAUGGAUUAUUUGGAAGAGGUGUUGUCAUGAGGGACUAUUAGUGUAAUACCACGACUGUGCACAAUGUCCACUGACCAGUUGAUCGCUGGUUGUUAGUCAUGCAAAUACUGUGUUUACUUAAGAGCAAUAAAACCUUUAAUUGAAUGA
Messenger RNA from Electrophorus electricus (electric eel), 1714 nucleotides. RefSeq names its product purinergic receptor P2X, ligand-gated ion channel, 8 (gene p2rx8). Gene Ontology annotation, molecular function: extracellularly ATP-gated monoatomic cation channel activity; purinergic nucleotide receptor activity. The record is from RefSeq and is a predicted model, not a curated record. Gene Ontology annotation, cellular component: plasma membrane. Gene Ontology annotation, biological process: calcium ion transmembrane transport; response to ATP. NCBI's taxonomy places the organism in Eukaryota, Metazoa, Chordata, Actinopteri, Gymnotiformes, Gymnotidae.